UUUUGACUUGGUCCCGAUCCGUUUCCCGCCGCUUCCGCUCCUGUGCGGCCCGGUGUGGCCCUCGUCUCUAGCCAUGCCACAGUUGCCACAGACGACAUCGGAGGGCAGCGAAACGCGCCCGCCACGGAUGCCCCAGCGCGCACCCAGCGAAGGUUGGGUGGUGCCGCCAGCUGUCAAGGAUGCGAACGUCUCCUCCGACAGCUCAUCAGAGGACGAGACGAACCGCGUGAAGCCCGAAUCCAGCCUUCCCAAUGCUCCACUUCAUCCGGACAUUAUACGUUUCAGCCAAGCGCAUCAGCGUGUCUCAGCCACCUCGGUGAGCUCAUCAGGUCCAACGACCUCCGACUUCCAUCGGGUCUUCAACAGCCUGUCCGCCUUUCGCGGUCAGUUGGUGGCCAAUCAGAAGGCCAUGCUCAACUUGUUGGAUGAAGAGUUGGACAAGGUGAAACGUUCACCAGGCAUGGGCCCGGCCGCUUUGGCGCGUGGAAGUACCAGCAACGCCUUGGACCCGCAAGGUGCUCCAACAUUGAUGCACGCUGCGAGCGGACAAGGUGGGACGCCCUUGGUGCGCGGGAGCAGCGGACAACAAGGUUCUGCUGACAAGGGCGAGGUGAAACGGUAUUCCUUCAAUUCCACCUUUCCAUCACUGCCAUCAGUGCAGAAAGCCCGCAAGAGGCGCAUGUCCUGGAUCCAGAAGACGGUGAACCCGUUGGUGAACCAGCCCGACAGUGGGGAGGCCAGUCCAGUAACUGAGAAUGGAGCGGAUGUGAACUGGACCAAGGAGGACAAGGACAAGGCAUUGAAUGCGGCGGAGGAGUACCAGAAGGGAGGUAUGUUGUCCCAGUUGAAUCAAGACUUGGCCAAGAAGAAUGUCCGAAAGCGCGCAGCGCAUGAGUUGGAACAAGCUGCAGCAGGGGACGUGUCGCCAGUGCGUCAGACUGAAGGAGGCAUUUUGGUGAGGAUGGGGAUGCACCCCUGGUUCGAACGGGCCACCAUGGCCAUGAUCUUCAUGAAUGCCGUCUGGAUCUCAGUGGACAUCGAGUUCAAUGACGCUGACAUCUUGGCCGAGGCAGACGCUGGCUUCAUUGUGGUGGAGAAUCUCUUUUGCACCUUCUUCACCUGCGAGCUGAUCCUUCGCUACAGUCUCUUCACCAGGACCUGGUUUGCACUGCAAGAUCCUUGGUUCAUGUUUGAUGUUUUCCUGCUCAUUUUGAUGGUCUUCGAAACGUGGCUGGUGCCCAUCGCACACCUUUUGACCUCCAAGAGCGGCAACAGCAUGACGGGUGGCGCCUCUGUUCUCCGGGUGGCACGCGUGCUGCGGGUGCUGCGCACUGCGCGGAUGGCGCGUUUGGUGCGGUUCAUGCCGGAGCUGAUGAUCCUCAUCAAAGGAAUGAUGGUGGCCUGUCGCUCUGUGUUCUUUACCUUGGUAUUGCUCCUGCUCUUCACGUAUGUCUUUAGCGUGGCCUUUGUGCAGUUCAGCCGUGGCACCGCCUUGGAAGGCCAGUUCUUCGGGUCCAUGGGCACGGCCAUUUGGACCCUGAUUUUGAAGUGCAUUCUCACGGACCAGCAAUUCAUCAUUGAAGCGGUGGCGCAGGAGAGUUGGAUCAUGGCCAUCAUGGUGCUUUUCUUCAUCCUCUUUGGAUCUUUAACAGUGAUGAACAUGCUUUUGGGCGUGCUGGUGGAGGCCAUCAAGACGGUGUCGACCAUUGAGCGGGAACAGUUGGAAGUGGACUUUGCCAAGAAGUGCCUUUUGGAAAUGAUCGACAAAGGACAGGCGGAUCAGGAUGGCGACAACCGAAUUUCAGAGGAAGAGUAUCGGAAUGUGUUGAGAACUCCCCAGGCCAUGGCGGCCUUGACCAGCUUGGGUGUCGAUGUGGAGGCGGCCUUGGACUAUGGCCGACUCUUGUUUGAAGACGGAGAGCCGUUGACCUUCGGAGACUUCAUGCGCGGCAUCUUGACGCUCCGGGGCUCCAAUCAAACCACGGUCAAGGACAUCGUGGACCUCCGCAAGUUCACGGCCGACGAGUUUUCGCACAUCCACGAGGUGCUCAACGGCAUUUGCAAGUUCCUGGUGACUGGAUACAAUCCGCCCACCCUUCCGCCAGCUGCAGCGCCCCCAACGCCUCAGCCCACUUUGGGUCUCCAUCCUCGCGUCAGCGCUCGAUCCUCCUUCACCUCCGUGAGCAGUUGGGCGGUGACGGAGGAGAGUUCUCGGGUCACUGGGCGCAGCAGCGGUGAUGAGAGCUGAGAUGAGGGGCGAAAUGGUGAAGAUGCGAAUUCACCUGGGACCGGUGAUGAGGAAUGAGCCGACUCUUGUGAUCAGGCACUGCGAAUGUUCCGCUUCAAAAGGAAUAGGCAGAGCGAUAGUGCUCUAUACAUGCAAUUAUAUUGAUCCUCCGAAAUAGGCCAUGAUUUUUCUGAAGCAGGAUGGAAGACCGAUGAAAGUACGGCCAACCCAGCGGCAUUGCUGGUGGCGAGAGCUGAGUGGGACCGAGGUACGUCGUGGCCGAGGCUUACGGA
Durusdinium trenchii is the source of this 2520-nucleotide messenger RNA. Lineage: Eukaryota; Dinophyceae; Suessiales; Symbiodiniaceae. The record is from the annotation of a GenBank genome assembly.